Messenger RNA from Puccinia graminis f. sp. tritici CRL 75-36-700-3, 1453 nucleotides. RefSeq lists its product as uncharacterized. The transcript is spliced from 3 exons. NCBI's taxonomy places the organism in Eukaryota, Fungi, Basidiomycota, Pucciniomycetes, Pucciniales, Pucciniaceae. The coding region runs from base 423 to 1193 and encodes 256 amino acids. The record is from RefSeq and is a predicted model, not a curated record.
CACCCAAGUUGAGAGGAAUGUAUUCAUUUGUAUUAUGGCAAGAUCUUGGGCCCCUUCAGAGCUGGAGGAUGGAAGAUGAGCUACAUACUGGUUUGGCCCUCUAUCCCAGCUAGUGAAAAGGUUGUUGCCCUCGGUUCAGACGGGCUUCCUCAUUCAGCAUUUAAACCAGCCAGCCAUCGAAAUCAGUUGGAUCUCUUCUUGUCCUCCCGAAUUGUCGAUCAUCAUUCAACGUGCUACCCAAGCCCUUGAAUCUAGAACAAUUUACUACACUAAAAUACUCUAGGCUCUAUAACUAGGCUUCUUGCUUACCAUCGGAUUAACAAACAUAUACCAGCCGGCGAGCCACCGUCGCCAAGUUUCUCGCACCACCUGUUACGCAAAGAGGCAAAAAUUUCGGUUGCUCAUUUAUUGAGAUUGCCUUGAUGUCUGAUUUAAAAAGCAGCCCUCCAUUGAGCCCCCUCGACAGACAAGAAGCAUCAAUUUCUACUACUCGACUAAUUAUGCAGCCCACUGUUUCCAAGGCUGAUUUAGAGAUAUCAUCGAAUCUUCGAGGGCCAACCACUUGCCCUGCUCCCAUGACUAAAGUUAUCAACUGUGUCGGGGUGCUAGCCUUUGGCACGAUUGCAAACAGCAUCGUUGGGGCUUUGACGGGGCUUUUGGGCUCGCUGAUUUGGCAGCACGAUAGGCGCGUUGUGCAGAUGAUUGUGAUCAUCGGAGGUCUUGCGGGUGGGAUCGGCGGCUUGCUCCAUGCAAUAUUUAUUGUGAAUGGCAAGCUACUGUACACGGGCGAAGGAGACGCGAGCGAUCGAGGAGAGAACGAGGAUUUCGGGCGAGUGUUUGUUCGAGUGUUCAGCCAGGCACCUUUCUGGAGCGUGAUUGGCGCCUCGAUAGGCUUUGGGAUUGCGAGAAACUCGAGCCUUCAUGAUAUCACUUUCACUCUUGUCAUCUUCACCGCUCUGGCUGGUACCCUCGGAUUCGCAAUCUACGCGAUGGCCAUGUGCUGGCUCACAGGCUCUUACUCUCAUCUCUUAAUCUUGCAAAAUCAGGUACUUGUGCUCGCAGAAAAACUCGAGAUUUGGAACGACUCCGACAACCAAUCUGUCCAAUCUCCAAUCCCUUAUAACCCUCUAAUGCCUGAAUUCGAAUCCUUACCAAGGAAAGCCAAACAAAUGGUUAUUGAUAUGAAAGAAUAACAUUAAUAGCAUUGCAUCAAUCUUUCCUCUCUUUCCAAAUCAUUCAUGUUAUCCACUUCAUCUUUUUGCUUGUAUUCAUACAUAGACUCAUCCCAUCUACAUAUAGCGCGGCACGUCUCCCCUUUCCUGAAAAAUAUAAAUAAUAUCUUGCUUAUUGCUCCAUGCCUCCAUUUGAAUCUUUGCGGAUCAUGGUAAAAACUUCAAGCUUGUUGAUUGGAAUAUGAUUACACAGUUCAAAAAAAAAGUCAUGUACAAUUCGG